GAGCGUUAGUGAUUGAAUGCGAUUGACGAGCGCUAGCCAGCAACAACGACAACGUCCAUCAUCAACAACGUCGACAACAAAGCACAGCACACCGACGCUGCCGGCGCUGCUUCUCUUACCACCCCCAUCACAACCACCACCUUCAUUACCGGGCUGCAGGCCGAGCCUGAACACCCCUGCGGCUGAGGAUACCCCACAAGUAAUCUUCGCCCGUUCAUGCAUUCGCGCAACUGUUUCUUCCUCGCCCGUUCGGUUCUGCGCAACAGCCCACCCAUCAACCUGCGCAAGCCUCUGCGACUAAGCGCGUGGGCUUCGAAGCCCUCACACAAUCUCUCAGAAUGGAUUCCGACGCCGAGUCGGUCUUUGAUGACGUCCAACAAGAUGACUCCGACGCGUUCUCGCCCGAGCCUAAGCCCAAGUCCAAGCCUGUGAAGAAGGCAACAGCAGCAAAGCCAGCCGCCAAGGCCGCGCCCAAGAAGAUGGUUCAGACAACGCUCAAGUCAAAGGCCGCGCCUAAGAAACGCGCAAAGCCGGAGAGCGACGACGACGGUGACGACGGUGACUUUGGCGGCGACAUGUCAAACACGCCUCCCAAGAAGCAAAAGAUGGCGACUGGCGCAAAGAAGUCUAGCGGCAAGCCUCUGGGCGAAAUCGAGAAUGAUAGUUUCACGCAACUCGAUGGUCCUUCGGGGUCUCGACCCGUCAAGACCGCCACCGAGACAUACCAGAAGCUGACCCAGCUCGAGCACAUCAUUAAGCGGCCUGAUACCUACAUUGGCUCUGUGGAACGCACCGACAGUAGAAUGUGGGUCUACAACAAAGAGAAGUGCUUGAUGGAGUACAAGACGAUCUCUUUCGUGCCUGGUUUCUACAAGAUUUUUGACGAGAUUCUGGUCAAUGCCGCCGACAACAAGCAGCGGGACAAGGGCAUGAGCUACAUCAAAGUCCACAUCGACCGCGAGAAGGGCGAGAUCUCCGUCGAGAACGAUGGUAAGGGUAUCCCGAUUGUGAUGCACGAGAAGGAGGGCGUCUACAUCCCCGAGAUGGUCUUCGGUCAUCUACUGGCGGGUUCCAAUUUCGAUGAUACCGAGAAGAAGACCGUCGGUGGUCGUAACGGUUACGGUGCCAAGCUUUGCAACGUCUUCAGUACAGAGUUCACCCUUGAGUGUCAGGACUCAACGAAUGGCAAGAGAUACAAGACUACUUGGAGGGACAACAUGGGAAAGAUGGACAAGGCCAAAAUCACCUCCAACAAGAGCAAGGACUUCGUCAAGGUCACUUUCAAGCCCGACUUUAAGAGGUUUGGCAUGCCAGACGGCAUUGACGAACAUACCGAGUCCCUGAUGUACCGGCGUGUCUACGACUUGGCUGGUACCGUCGAGGCAGUCAAGGUGCACCUCAACGGAGAACAGCUCAAGCUCGGGUGGAAGAAGUAUUGCGAGAUGUACGCCAAGGCUAUCGCAACAGAACGCAACGAUCUUGAUGCGGACGGGAACGGACCCCCACCUGCCACCGUCAUUUUCGAAGAUACCAAGGCUCACCAACGGUGGCAGGUUGGAUUUACCGUCUCAGAUGGGUCUUUCCAGCAGGUGUCCUUCGUGAACUCGAUUGCAACAACAUCUGGCGGCACGCACGUCAACUACGUCGCCGACCAGAUCUGCAAUGCCCUGUUGAAAGACCUCAAUAAGAAGAUGAAGGGGCACUCGCUCAAGGCGAACCAUGUCCGAAAUCACAUCUUCAUCUUCGUCAACUGUCUGAUUGACAACCCUGCCUUUACAUCGCAAACCAAAGAGCAGAUGACCACCAAGCCGAGUGCCUUUGGUAGCAAAUGCCAACUCACAGAUGGCUUCAUCAAGAAGAUCAGGGCAACAGAGGCUAUUGAGAACAUCCUUCACUUUGCCGAGAAGAAGGCUGACAAGAUGAUGUCCAAAUCUGAUGGAAACAAGCGGUCCCGCAUAAGCAACGAGAAGCUCGUCGAUGCGAACAUGGCGGGCACCAGGAACGGCCACGAGUGUACUUUGAUCCUGACAGAGGGUGACUCGGCCCGAGCUUUGGCUGUGGCAGGCCGCGCCAUUCUGGAUCCUGACCGCAUUGGUGUCUUCCCGUUGAGGGGUAAGAUGCUGAACGUUCGUGAUGCUUCGAUAGACCAGAUCUUGAAGAAUGCAGAGAUCAACAACAUCAAACAGUUCCUUGGACUGAAGCACAAGACGACAUAUACCGACACCAAGAGCCUUCGGUAUGGCCAUUUGAUGAUCAUGGCCGAUCAAGAUCACGACGGUAGUCAUAUCAAGGGCUUGCUCAUCAACUUCCUCGAAUGCCAGUUCCCUUCGUUGCUCAAGAUCCCGGACUUUUUUAGAGAGUUCAUCACCCCAGUGGUGAAGGUCUGGCAAGGCCCCAACCCCAAGAAGCCUCUCCAUCUGAAGUCGUUCUUUACCAUGCCCGAAUAUGAGGAGUGGAAAGAGAGACACCACCAGGAGAUCAAGAAAUGGCACUACAAGUACUUCAAGGGUCUGGGAACCAGUUCCAACGAAGAUGCCCAGGUCUACUUUACCAACCUGGAUGAUCACUUGAAGGAAUUCCAGACCAUGAAGACCGAGGAGGCUGAGCUUUUCGAGCUUGCCUUCUCCAAGAAGAAGGCCGAUGCGAGAAAGCAAUGGCUUGGCAACUUCAUCCCGGGAACUUUCCUGGACCACUCGUCCAAAUCAAUCACGUACACGGAUUUCGUCAACAGGGAGCUCAUUCUCUUCAGCAUGGCUGAUAACCUUCGGUCCAUUCCGUCCAUUGUGGACGGAUUGAAACCUGGUCAGCGAAAGGUCAUCUACGCCUGCUUCAAGCGCAACUUGACGAAGGACAAGAAGGUCGUUGAAUUGGCCGGAUACGUCUCCGAACAGACUGCCUACCACCACGGUGAAGUUUCAUUGCAGCAGACAAUCAUUGGUUUGGCCCAGAACUUUGUUGGUUCGAACAACAUAAACAUCCUGGAGCCCAGUGGUAACUUCGGUUCUCGUCUUGCCGGUGGUAGCGAUUCGGCCAGCGCUCGUUACAUCUUUACACGUCUGUCUCCUUUUGCCAGGCGCGUGUUCUCUGCACUAGACGAGCCGAACCUCGAGCUGCAAUAUGACGAUGGAAAGCAAAUUGAACCGAAGGUCUACGCUCCUAUCAUUCCCAUGGUCCUUUGCAACGGCGCUGACGGCAUCGGUACGGGUUGGAGCACUUCCAUCCCCAAUUACAACCCGAGGGACAUUGUGAAGAACCUCAAGAGGCGUAUGGGCCGUGACGGUGGUUCAAAUGAGGAGCAACCCUUCGAGACCAUGACGCCCUGGUUCCGUGGGUGGAAGGGAGUGGUUGAGGAAGAAGAGGCCGGUUCGAAGCGGUACAAGUUCAAUGGUAUUGCGAGUAUCGACGAUAGCCAGGCCAAGUCCGUCGUCACCAUCACCGAGCUGCCCAUCCGUAUGUGGACCGAUGAUUUCAAGGCCAAGCUCGAGCAGAUCAUAAAGGGAGAAAAGGCUCCUUCCUGGAUCAAGGAUUACAAGGAGUACAACGACCAUGCAAAUGUGCAUUUUGAAAUCGAAAUGGAUGAGACGCAGAUCAAGAAGACUCGGGAGGAGGGCGUCCUUGAACGGUUCAAGCUGAACAAGAGUAUCGGAACUACCAACCUUGUUGCUUUCGAUGUUCGGGGACAGAUCCGGAAAUAUGAGAAGGUCGAGGACAUCCUGGAGGAGUUCUACCACUACCGCCUUGAAAUGUACAAGAAGCGAAAGGCGUACUGGCUCAAGGUCUUCCACGCCGACUAUCGCAAGUUGAAGAACAUGGCCCGAUUCGUCGAGGAGAUCAUUGAGGGGAAGCUGGUCGUCUCCAGGAAGAAGAAGGCCGUGUUGGUGGAAGAGCUUCGUGACCGCAAGUACGAGGCGUUCCCCCGUGGUGAGAGCGUGAAGAAAGCACGAAACACGGAUGAGGAGAUGGACCAGGAUGAUGAUGAGGAUAACGAUGACCUCACAUCCAACGAACCUGGUGCAGGGGACUACGACUAUCUCCUUUCUAUGCCCAUCUACUCCUUGACCGCUGAGCGCCUGGAGCGGCUGAAGAAGCAAAUCGCUGCGAAGAAGAAGGAGCACGACGACUUGGAGCAACUCGAUGAGAAGGACCUCUGGUCCAGGGAUCUCGACGAGUUCCUCGAGGAGUGGGAGCACCAGCAGGUUCUAGAUGCGGAGAUCGCGAAGAACAUUCGGAACAUGGGUCGCCGCCGCUCUAAGAAGAUUGGGGCUGGAGGCGGCCGCGGUGGUAAGCGGGCCAAACGUGACGAUGACGACUAUGACCCUGGCAAGACGGCCAAGGCAGCAAAGACGAUGAAGAAAGAAAUGACUGUCGUGAAGAGACCCGUCGAGCCGAAGAAGCAGGGCGCCGCCUUUGCCCAGAAGUUCACCGCGACGAAGCCGAGAUUGCAGGCGCAUGGCAACGAUGGAGCGGAGUCUGACUUCUCUGAUGAUGACUUCGCGGCAUUGAGCAAGAGCAAGCCGAAGGCUGCACCUUCAAAGAAGGUUCCGUCACCUGCUGACGAUGCUAAGGAUGAGGACUCGGAGAUCGAGGAGGUUUCUGGGCCGGCUACGAACCGCUCCAAGCGUGCAGCAGCCGCCAAGGCCAAGUCGUACGCCAAUGAUGGUUCAGACUCAGACUUUUCUGAUGAGGACUUCGCUACUUUGAACACGGGCAAGUCUGCGCCGGUGAAGAAACCAUCGCCGGUCGUGUCUUUGGUAGAGGAUGACGAGCCCGAGAUUGAAGAGGCAGCGGAAGAGCCUGAGAUUGAAGAGGUCAGUGCACCAGCAAAUAGCCGCUCCAAGCGUGCUGCCGUGUCAAAACCUUCUCCUGUCGAAUCCGUCGUCGAGGAUGACGAACCUGAGGUUGAGGAGGUUGCCGCGCCCACUAAUAGCCGCUCCAAGCGCGCUGCUGCGUCAAGGGCCAAGAAAACCUGGGUCUUCAGCGACGAUGAUGACGAGUCCGAGGCUGACAAUGGUGACGAUAUGCUUGGGGACGUCGGUGCCAUGGUUCGUGGGAUUGGAGAGCCAGCCGCGGCGUCAAACAACGGCAGGCUUAGUCUGUUUGCCAUGUCACGAUCCGAGCAUGGUAAUGCGGCAAUACCUGCCAAGCUGAAGACAAAGCAAUCGCGCAACUUCGACUUUGACGAGCCUGAUGACACAAACUACGAGCUUCUGGCCAGGUCGUCGCCUCACAAGCCGACGAGGUCUUCUGACAUUGAUGACAUGUCGGAAAAUGAGGCGCUCCCUACUACCACCACAGCCAAAGCCUCAUCGGCAAAGGCGAAAUCAGCCAAGGCGCCUCUGAACGUCGUGUCGGCCCCGGCGAAGAAGAGCCGUGGGCGUCCGGCUGGAACCAAGAACAAAGCCAGGGAAGAGAAGCCUGCGAAAACUGUACAGCUGUCUCCAGCUGCCAAGGCCUAUGCGGCGAAGAACAAGACCACUGCGGCGAGCAAGUCGAAGAAGAAGUCAUUCGACUUCAGCGACGACGACGAGGAUGGUGAUGGGGACGUAGCUAUGAAAGACGACUCCCCGCCGCCACCACCUCGCGCUCGUCCAGGCCGAGCGGCGGCUGCCAAGGCCAAGAAGACGUACGCAAUCGUCUCAGACGAUGAUGAGGACGAGCUGAUGUCCGACGGUGGAGGUGGAAGCGAUGUUUACGACAUGGAUGGUUCUGACUGAGCGUCUUUUGGCGAUGUCCUCUGCAAAGGUGCAAGCAUGAGCCUUGAACGUUUUCCUUCUCCUCGAGCAUGUUGAUGGCGAUUCAGGGAGGUGGUCGGGGUGCCUGGCUUUCGUGACGAGGGUUCGUCGGCUAUCAUCAUUUCCUUUCUUUUGCGUGCUGAGAACUGGUUUUGCUUUUAGUGCGUGUUUUCCUUCUACGCUCUCGGGUCUGGAUAAUGCCUCUGUUGAUAACCUGCACGCAUCUGCUUUUCACCGACCGGCUUAUCGAGGACACACCACGCGACGUCUGUGUCAACCCUUCCCUUGUCACGAUCCUCACGACUGCCUGUAAUCUAUGUCUUCGAUAGAGACUUGAGAAAUACAAGGACUCAGAAAAGAGAAUCCGCC
Molecule: messenger RNA, 6101 nt
Organism: Diaporthe batatas
Lineage: Eukaryota; Fungi; Ascomycota; Sordariomycetes; Diaporthales; Diaporthaceae
Product: DNA topoisomerase 2
Exons: 4
Coding region: 339-5714 (1791 amino acids)
Biological process (GO): sister chromatid segregation; resolution of meiotic recombination intermediates; DNA topological change
Cellular component (GO): nucleus
Molecular function (GO): DNA topoisomerase type II (double strand cut, ATP-hydrolyzing) activity; ATP binding; DNA binding
Source: RefSeq, a predicted model, not a curated record